CCGUUGCUGUGGUGACGCUCCCAGGGCAGCGGCGGCGUUGCGGCGCUCUCGCCUAUUGCCGCAGUUUGUGGCUGCGGGGCCUCAAGGCGGAGGGCCGAUCGGCCUGCGUCCGCGGCGACCGGGAAGGUGUUGGCUCCGGCAGCAGGCUGGCUGCACGAGAAGUGAGUAGCCACUCUCCGCAGGUCGCGGAGACCCGCGGGGAACGGGUACGCAGAGGGGCGGACUACAGCUCCCAGCAUGUAGAGGGGUGGCUGCCCCGCCCUCCCGCAGGGCAGCGGCGGCAGCGGGCAACUCUGAAAGUAGAUAACAUGCUAUGGAAUGCAGAAUGUCAGAAGACACUGAACGAAUUGAAGAAGAAAUAGAAAUCAAACUAGGCAGAAUCAGUGUAUCUUCCUUUGAAGCAGAUGAUCCUAACGCAGAGGUAUCAGAGGAAGCUUUAAGUGACACUGACACAAUUUCAGAUGACUUGCCAGAAUUGACUGUCUCCUACUUAGACUUCAUAAAAAACAGAAAUCAAGAUGCUGAAAAGGUUAUACUGCAAGACUUAGAAGAUGAUGAAACUACAGGUAAAAAUUAUGAAGUAGUUCCUUGCCAUGCUUCAGAUCACUUGUCAGAGUUGGCUUCUGAAUAUAAUGAAGAUCUCGAAAAAAUUAAAGAAAGGGUACUAUUUGAAAUUGAAAAUGAAGAUUUGCAGAUUGCUACAAUACCUAGGUAUAACUGUCGGUCUACCAAUGAGGAAGUGGUCACUCAUGACCAUUUUGUUGCAGCUGAUGUUGAAAUGAGCAUAAGCCUUACUUAUCCUGAAAUAGAAGAAAAAUGUAGACAAGAAUUUGAGCAGUGGGAGAAAAGACAAAGUGAGCUUGAAGAUGAGAAGAGGAGAAAGUGGAAAGCUGAGAGGGAAGCACAGGAAAAAGAGAAUGAAGAAGAACAUGCCAGAAGGGUUCAGCGUCUGGAGAAAUUUGAGGCUGAAAGAAUGGAGUUAGAGCUUCUGCACAAGAGACAACAAACUGUGAUGGAAGUUGAAUUACAGAAGGGAAAGAAAGCUUGGAGAGACAAAAUGAUGCAACAUGAGGAAUUGAUCAUGAAGCUACAGUUGCAAAUGGAAGAGGAGAAAAAGGCCUCUGAAGAGCAGAAAGAAAAAGAAAGAAAACGCCUGGCAGAACAAAGGAAUACAGCGGCUGUGAAAAUCCAAGCUAGAUUCAGAACACUUUUAGUCCGUAAAAAAUAUGUUCCUAUCUUAAAAGAAUGGAAAGAUAGAAUACAAAAGGCAAAGAAAGCACAAGAAGAAAUUGAGAGAGAAAUUAAGGUAAAAGAGGAAAAAAGGAAAAGGCGAAUGGAAGAAAGGAGUCAAAAAAAAGAAGAGGAAAAAAGGAGACAAGGAAAACUAGAAAGAGAUAAAUAUUUGGAACAGGUAAGGAGACGUGAGGAAUAUGAGAAAAAGAAAGCAAGCCUGAGACUUGAAAGAGAAAAACAGCUGCAAAUAAGAAGAGAGGAACAGAGAAGAUCCACAGAAAAAAUAGCAAAAGCUAUGAUGAUGGAAACUGGAGAAAACAACAAAGAAAGCAUAAAAGAGGAACAGACAGAACAUAGGAAAGUAAUAAUAGAAGAGAAAAAGGAACUAAAUAAGCAAGUAGAGGAAAAAAAACAGACUGAACUGAUGGAUGAAACAAAUAAUUGGAUGAUUCCUACAAAAGGAAAAUUGAUACCAACAAAUAUGCUAAGCUCUGAGAAAAAGGAAGACUCUUCUCAAGUAAAUAACGAAAACAUACAUAUGCAUUCAGUAAUAUGCAUAGAAGAAAAUUACUCACAAACUAGAGAACUUAAAGCUUCAAGUGUGAAUCUUUUGAAGCAUGUAUCUAUUGAUUUUGGAGCUACUGACGUGGUAGAAAAUACAACCAAUGAUAUAUGCAGCAGUCCAUCAAACAUCCAGUCAAAUGCUGGUAACAGAGAAGUCAAAGAUAAAUGUUAUCAGUCUGGAACAACAAAGAAAUCUGUGUUUCUAGUGGAAGAUGCUAAUAAGGAAGUCAGGGAGAAAUGGGACACAAUUCGAGAGGUCACUGAUUAUUCCAAUAAACUAAUUCUGCCUGAUGAUAUUGAAAAAAAGAGAAUAAACUGGAUGAACACAUGUAAACCAUGGUAUAAAAUAUAUGAGGAAAACAAAAGAAAUAAAUCAAAUAUUAAAAAACGACCAAGGAAAACUUCAGUUAGCAAGAUGCCUCCAUUAAGUAUACAAAAGAUUAUGUAUAGCGGCCCUUGGAGUACUCUGCAGCAGGUCACAGAAAUAACACUUGAAGAUUUGCCAGCUUGUAGCCUCUCAACAUUGUCUGAGUGUUCAAAUCUUCAAGUUUUAACUCUGAGACGCUGUGGACUAGUUGCACUGGAAGGACUAAGUAGCUGCAAAGACCUGAAGUAUAUCAACAUGGAGGAAAACAGCAUUGAGAUGGUUGACUGUGAAAACCUAGAAAAUCUCUGUAUUCUGAUUCUGAAUAAGAACCAUAUUUCAUCAGUUUGUGGCUUAGAUGGCUGCAUAAAUCUCCAAAAUCUUGAACUUUCCUACAAUAGAAUCACUCGAAUUGGUGGUUUGGAGUCACUGAAAAACCUUCAGCAAUUAAAUGUGGAUCAUAAUCAAUUAAUCAGCACAAAAGGUCUCAGUGAAACAGCUACUCUCAUACACCUAGACUGCUCUUUUAAUCAUCUCACACAAAUUGAAGGCAUUGAGAGUUGUGGACUACUUCAAAUUCUGAAGUUACAAGGCAAUAACCUACAGGAGCUUCCAAGGCUGGAAAAUCAUGUUCUGCUAAGAGAACUAUAUUUGGAUGACAAUAGCAUUUCUGCUAUGAAAAUGCUUUCUUUGUAUUGGUUGCCUCUGUUGCAGAUUCUUUCACUGUCUCAAAAUAGUUUAACUGAGCUUGUGCCUUUAAAUUCAUUUGUAUCUUUGGAAAAGCUGGACAUCAAAAAUAACUGCUUGUCAGACCUUAAAAGUGUAAUUGCAUGGUUAAGUGGCUGCAAUAAUCUAAGGGAGUUGUCACUGAGUGGAAAUCCUCUCCUCCAAGAAAGGAAUUGCAAGCCUUCCCUAUGCAAGGAACUUCCUAGUUUACAAUUUCUUGAUGGUGAAAACUUAAACUAUCAUACUUUAACCACAACUGAAAGAAUCAAAAGAUCAGAAUCAAGAACUUUUCUGGAACUUUGUCAAGUUCAAAUUGAAGAAAAUGUUAUACUGAAAAACAAGGCUGUUGAACUCGGAAUUGCCUCUUCCAUUGAUGCUGCACAGAGACAAUGCUGGUAUUUUAAUCAGUUGAUGAAACUUAGCAUUGAACAUCGAUGUGCGCAUGAGUAUGGUGAACUAAACGUUACUGACAGAGAUAGACCAGAAGCACUGCAAAAUCAUUUAAAGCAAACAUCCACUGGCUGCCUACAGGAAAAUAACCUCUUUAUCAUGGGUGCGACAGAAAAUAAACAGGUCUUGUUGGAUCCUUCUGAAAGAUGGAUUACUACUGGCCAUAUUAAGGCCACAUUCAUUAACUCCUCCAUACCUGUGCACCAAAAGGAAAAUAAGGAAGAUCAUAGAGUGAAGCAGAAGAACAUUGAAUCUUGUAUUAAUUACAGUGAGGAGAGCAAAGGCAACAAUAACAUGUCAGCCCAGCUCAAAUUGCAACAGUCAAUUAUAUCAAGUAAUGUGGGAAGAGAUCUUCAGCAUUUUGAUAAUGAUACAGAAAGGCUGCAUAUGGCAGCAUCAGCGAUCCAGUCCCUUUGGAAGAAGUACCAUGCCAGGAGGAAAACUAACUGCACCAAAACAAGGAAUAAUCAUUUUACAGAGGUUUCAAGAUGGAAGAAUGAAGCUGCCACUCUAAUCCAGGCAUCUUGGAAGGGCUUUCUUUUGCGAAGGAAACUGGCCAGUGCUCUUGCAGCUGUUAAAAGAGAUGAAGUGGAGGAUGAAUAUGAAGAAAUAAAUGUGGAUGAUUUCAUGUUUUAUGAAGCUGCAUUAGAAAAGGAAUGGCUAACUCUAGAUUCCACACGUUUCACUUCAAAAACACUCCUGUUCUCAAACCAGCUGCACUGGCCAAAGAAGUAUUCUAGGCCCUUAAAUUCCAGUGAACAUUCAAAUAGUUUGCAGUUGUCACCACAAGCACUUUGGCAGUGUGUUGACAGACCACAUUUAUAUUCACCAGAAAAUCUCCACUUUCAUAGAAGCUCAGAGAAGGGAACGGUGUCACAGCUCUUCGACUUGAAAGAAAGAAAGAAAUUUUCGUACAGGUCUGGAAAAGAAGAAAAAAUUUCAGAAGAAUGGUAUGUUAAGCUUCAGUAUUCUGCUUGUUCCAGAAAUAGGGGUUUUAAAGACAUUUCUACUGCACAGCUAAUGCUGAAGAGGGCUCAUAAAAUGGAACCCAGAAAGUACAGUAGUAAGAAAGUAGACCCAGCUGUGUGCCUGGCGUUGUUCAAAAACAAUGAAAAUAAACAUCUCCAUGUGAAACCACCAAGGAAGACAUGGCCUGCAAAUGCUGGUUACUUUGAAGGUGAAAAAGAAGAAUUUUCUCAGCUGGAUACUACUUUAGAUGAGAAAUUACAAAAGAGAAAAGACUUUACAUACCAAUGGCUUCAUACACAGCUUUCAGAUUAUGAAGCAGCCAGUUCAAAAAAUACUAAGAGCUGUUCUUUUUUGCCUGAGUUGGAUCCUGUGAUCUGCAACAGUGGACAAGUACAACUUAUGGCAAGCCCUGUAAGCAGAGAAGACACGGAUUUAGAUCUUGUUUCCAUGGCCAGUGGAAGUGCUUUGACUAAGAACAGAGAAAAAAAUAAGCAGCCACACAGACACUCAGCAAGAUCUUCAAAAAAGAAUGUAUCUACACCAGAAAAAUCACAUCUGGGUCCAUCUUGUAGAGAAUGGAUAUCUUUUCGAGACCAUCCAGUGCAGCUCAGCGGAGGAUGGGGAACAGGAAAAAAGAGGCAAAAGGUUAAAAAUACUGAGAGAGAGUUGGGAAGGAUAAUGUGGCUUGAAAAUUCAGUCAUUACAGAAGAUAAAUUCUUAUGUUGUGUCUUCAAAACGUACUUAAGUUUCAUGAUAUUAUUUUGUGAGGUGCUUUUAUGUGCUAAUACAUACAUGUGACUUGUUUCAAAGAAAUUAUCUCAAUUUUUGUGAAUAUUCACAUCUAUUUUCACAUUCAAGAACAGCUGAUACCAUGCAAAACCUCCAGCAUUGCAGUUGAUAUCAUUCAAUAACUUUGCUCAUUCUUAUCAUAGUCAUAGACUCAUUGAAUAUAUUGGAAGAGACCCAAAGGAUCAUUGAGUCCAACUCAUCAUGACUCCACACAGGACAACCUAAGAAUUGAAACAUAUUUCUGAGAGUGUUAUCCAAACACUUCUUGAACUCUGUCAGGCCCAGUGCCAUGACCACUUCCCUGGGGAGCCUGUUCCAGUACCUGACCAUCCUCUUGGUAAAGAACUUUUUCCUGAUAUCCAAUGUGAACAUCUGCAUCUUUAAACCAUUCUCUUUGAUCCUUGUCACCAGUGAGCAGAAAAAAAAGACAUGAGCACCUCCUUCCCCACUUUCCUUCAGGAGGAAGUUGUAGACUAUAAUGAGGUCACUCCUCGGUCUCCUCUAAGCUGAAUAAACUAAGUAUUCUUACUGACUCCUCGUAAGUCAUACCCCCUGGUCCUUUUGUUGCCCUUCUUUGGACACAUCCUUUUUAUAUCCUAUUAAUGUGCAUUUUUUUGUUAUCAUUUUAAUUUGAAAAGCCAGUGCAGCAUACUUCAGAGAAGAUUUCAUACCCUUUUAGAGGAAUGUUGAUCAGCACAGUUCCUUGUCCUGACUGUGGAAAUUCUGUUGUCUUCAGCAGAAUAUAAAAUGUCAUUAGAUGGUUCUGCAGUCUAGUUAGGUUCCCAAGGUAUGUAGCAAGUGUACUGCAUACUUCCAGUAUUCUAAAUUUCUAAAUCUGUUGUAUAAUACCUUUUAAAAAUCACCCCCAAAGACUGCAGCUUUUGUCAUUUCAAUUGUGUCAUUACGGAUAUUAGUUUUGAAAGAAAGCUUUGUUAGUUCAAAAUGUUUGCCAUUGUAUGUGGCAGUGUGGUCAGUAAAUAGAUCCACCACUAUUACGGGUUCUAACUGGAUAUCAAAAUGCAAAAUCAAGCAGUUUACAAUUCAACACUCCUUGCAGAAUGUUCCCUCUAUUUAGACUGUGCAUAAUAUACUGCACAUCAAUGCAACUGAUGCAAAGUAAAACAAGGAUAUUUGUUAUUCAGAUUUCAUAAAUGUUAGAUUCUAUAAUAAAAAUAUACUUUACAAAAGUUUUCAUACCUGAUCUCUUUUGCUUUCGAGGUGUUUCUGGAUGAGAAAUACCAAGCCUAAGUAAAAUGUUUUGGCAACAUUUUUAAAGGCAUUUUAUUUUGAAAAGAAAAGGUAGUAGCUUUAUAACAUACAACUUACUAAAUUACAAGUUGGAGUGACAAGAUUUGCUGACAUGCCUUUUGAGUUUCAUAAUAUGCUUAGUCUGCUAUUCCAUAAAUUGAUAUUGUCAUGAAUACGUUAAGUAGCAUACCUAACAGAAAUUAAGUUACAAUGUAUGCCAAAAUAUACAGUUGUUUUCAUUAGAUAAUAUUGGAAUAUGUAAUAGGAUGUCUUGUUAUUAUAUCCACUAAAUUUUUAAGAAUUGCAGUGUUGAAAGUACAGUGUGUCUGGUAAACUAUGGGUAAAAGUCCAAGGUGCAAUUUCUGUUUAAACUAGCAGAAAGACCAUUAUUGUUUUCAGGACCAAGGUGAAGCACCCUUAAAUGUGGGCAAAUGUCUGUUGCUCUUACACCUUACAGCAUGUAGGGGCAGAGGUAACAUGAAUGCUACACCUGGUGAUAUAUUUAUGACAUGACUACUUCAAGCAGCAGAAAGCUGUUUUAUGCUUUCUUUUUGUCUCCCUUAUAUUUUCUAUUUUCU
This is a messenger RNA of Oxyura jamaicensis (ruddy duck), 6921 nucleotides long. RefSeq names its product leucine rich repeats and IQ motif containing 1 (gene LRRIQ1). The record is from RefSeq and is a predicted model, not a curated record. The coding region runs from base 314 to 5104 and encodes 1596 amino acids. The transcript has 28 exons. Gene Ontology annotation, molecular function: protein binding. Lineage: Eukaryota; Metazoa; Chordata; Aves; Anseriformes; Anatidae.